Lemur catta (Ring-tailed lemur) is the source of this 2102-nucleotide messenger RNA. It is a transcript of the gene ALB, whose product is annotated as albumin. Gene Ontology annotation, biological process: transport. The transcript is spliced from 15 exons. Bases 90 to 1916 code for a protein of 608 amino acids. The record is from RefSeq and is a predicted model, not a curated record. Lineage: Eukaryota; Metazoa; Chordata; Mammalia; Primates; Lemuridae. Gene Ontology annotation, cellular component: cytoplasm; blood microparticle.
AAUUAUUGGUUAAAGAAGUAUAUUAGUGCUAAUUUCUCUCCAUUUCUCCUAUCUUUUCUCUUCUAUCAAACCCACAAACCUUUGGCACAAUGAAGUGGGUAACCUUUAUUUCCCUUCUCUUUCUCUUCAGCUCUGCUUAUUCCAGGGGCGUGUUUCGUCGAGAUACACACAAGAGUGAACUUGCUCAUCGGUUUAAUGAUUUGGGAGAAGGAAAUUUCAAAGCCCUGGUACUGGUAACCUUUGCUCAGUUUCUUCAGAAGUGCCCCUUUGAAGAUCAUGUAAAAUUAGUGAAUGAAGUAACUGAGUUUGCAAAAACAUGUGUUGCUGAUGAAUCAGCUGAAAAUUGUGACAAAUCACUUCAUACUCUUUUGGGAGAUAAAUUAUGCACAGUUGCAAGUCUUCGUGAAAAAUAUGGUGAAAUGGCUGAUUGCUGCGCAAAGCAAGAACCCGAGAGAAACCAGUGCUUUCUGGACCACAAGGAAGACAAGCCAGACCUCCCCCCGCUGGAGAGACCAGAGGCCGACGUUAUGUGCACCAGCUUUCAGGAAAAUGAAAAUAAGUUCUUGGGAGUUUACUUAUAUGAAAUUGCCAGAAGACAUCCUUACUUUUAUGGUCCAGAACUCCUUUUCUUCGCUGAAAGGUAUAAACAUGCCUUUGCAGAAUGCUGUCAAGCUGAUGAUAAAGCUGCCUGCUUGUUACCGAAGCUUGAUGCUUUGAAGGAGGAAGGAAUGGUUGCAUCUGCCAAGCAGAGAUUCAAGUGCAGCAGUCUCCAGAAAUUUGGAGAUAGAGCUUUCAAAGCAUGGGCAGUAGCUCGCCUGAGCCAAAGAUUUCCCAAAGCUGAGUUUGCAGAAGUUUCCAAGUUAGUGCAAGACCUUGUCAAAAUCCACACGGAAUGCUGUCACGGCGACCUGCUUGAAUGUGCAGAUGAUAGGGCCGACCUUGCCAAGUACAUGUGUGAACAUCAAGAUUCACUGUCCUCUAAACUGAAGGAAUGCUGUGAUAAGCCUGUCUUGGAAAAAUCCCACUGCCUUGCUCACGUGGAAAAUGAUGAGGCGCCUGCUGACUUGACCCCAUUAGCUCAUGAUUUUGUUGAGGAUAAGGAAGUUUGCAAAAACUAUGCUGAGGCAAAAGAUGUCUUCAUGGGCACGUUUUUAUAUGAAUAUUCAAGAAGGCACGCCGAUUACUCUCCCUUAAUGCUACUAAGAGUUGCCAAGGUAUACGAAGCCACGCUGGAGAAGUGCUGUGCCACUGCUGAUCCCCAUGAAUGCUAUGCCAAAGUGUUCGAUGAAUUUCAGCCUCUUGUGGAAAAGCCUCAGAAAUUAGUCAAAGAAAACUGUGAACUCUUUGAGAAGCUUGGAGAGUAUGGCUUCCAGAAUGCGUUGUUAGUUCGUUACACCAGGAAAGUACCUCAAGUGUCGACUCCAAGUCUUGUGGAGGUUUCAAGAAGCCUAGGAAAAGUGGGUACCAAGUGUUGUAAGCUGGAUGAAUCAAAAAGGUUGCCCUGUACUGAAGACUUUCUGUCUUUGGUGCUGAACCGGUUGUGUGUGUUGCAUGAGAAGACACCAGUGAGUGAGAGAGUCACCAAAUGCUGCACAGAAUCCUUGGCAAAUAGGCGACCGUGCUUCAGCAAUCUGGAAGUCGAUGAAACAUACGUUCCCAAAGAAUUUAAUGCUGAUACAUUCACCUUCCACGCAGAUUUUUGCACACUUCCUGACAAGCAAAAACAAAUCAAGAAACAAUUUGCACUUGCUGAGCUCGUGAAACACAAGCCCAAGGCAACAGAUGAUCAACUGAAAGCUGUCAUGACAGAUUUUGCAACUUUUGUAGAAAAGUGCUGUAAGGCUGACGAUAAGGAAGCCUGCUUUGCUGAGGAGGGUCCAAAACUUGUUGCUGCAAGUCAAGCUGCAUUAGUCUAAAAACAUCAGAAUUACAAGCAUUUCAGCCUACUCUGAGAAUAAGAGAAAGAGAAAUGAAGAGUUUAUUCGUCUGUUUUUCUUUUCUGUUGGUGUAAAGCCAACACCCUGUCUAAGCAACAUAAAUUUCUUUAAACAUUUUGCCUCUUUUCUCUCUGCUGCAAUUAAUAAAAAAUGAAAAGAAUCUAC